Molecule: messenger RNA, 720 nt
Organism: Notodromas monacha
Lineage: Eukaryota; Metazoa; Arthropoda; Ostracoda; Podocopida; Cyprididae
Source: the annotation of a GenBank genome assembly
ACAAAGAGGAGAUUUUCUCGGUAAUGAAGCGGAGAACCUGGUUACAAAAACGUGACGCAAUGGGACUGGAUUAUCCAAAUCUGCCUUACUUCAUAGAUGGCGACAAACGAAUCACUCAAUCAGGAGCGAUCAUGUUCUAUUUGGCGAGGAAACAUGGUUUAUUAGGAGCAACGCUAGAGGAGAAGACUAGAGCGACAAUGGCGUAUUUUGAAUUGUGCGAUUUCCGAUUUGCCUUCUACUUCGCGACAUACGGCCUUUGGUACGAAUGGGUUCCCGAGAGCGCGAGACUGCUUGGCUGGACAGAAGUGAAGAAGUAUGAUUGGUACAGCAAACAUCUCCCUAGCUUCCUGAGACGAUCAUCGGACUUCUUGGGGGACCGGAACUUUAUGGCCGGUGAAGAGGUGACUUUCGUCGAUUUCCUAGCUUACGAACUGCUAGAUGUGAUUCAAUACACGGAUCCGGCUUGUCUCGCGAAUGCGACGCCGAAUCUCUGGAAGUACUACCAUCGCAUGGAAUCAAUGAAUGCAGUACAAAAUCAUCGACAUUCUCACCGACACAUCAGUUGGCCAGUGAAUUGCAACCAUGCAUCUUUCGGAUACAAAGCUGAAGACAAACACGUACGAGAUUCAGUUGACCUUCCAGAUCCUUCAUAAAAAUACAGCGUACAUGUAUUUCAAGUCCCUCAUCCGACAACCUGGAAUGCACCGAGAACAAUCCAGU